AUGUUCCCUCGCACACCAAUCUUCUCACUCCUGCGCUCCGCAGCAAAGCCCGUGUCUGUGCCAGUUCCGGCGCGAUAUUUCUCGACCUCCCCGGCUCUUAAGGAUGCGGGCUCGACGCUGCCGGCUAAAAAGCCUGUUGGAGCUUUUCGCGGGGGGGUGCUGGGCUUUCUUGCUGGAUCUGUGACUGCCGGAACGCUUGUUUAUUAUUACAUCUUGCAAGAGUAUCGGACGGCUAAUGAGAUGCUGUCGGAGGACAUCUAUGCUCUCCAAUUGGCCACGCAACAGCUCCAGUCCUACGUUGUGGAGCUCGAAACCAAGGUGGACGGACUGCAGAAGAAGAAGUGAUUGUAUAACUAUUCGACUUUAAUUUAUCUCUUGUUUAUCUUCUGUCUUUUCUCGGGGGGGUUUUCUCUUCUGUUUGCCUGAGUUCACUGAGAUUUAACCAGCAGCGCUACUUUGUCUGCCUAUAUUCGCGAAUUAUUGAAGCGGUGAUAUUCCUGUUAUAUAACCAGUUCAAUGCUAGCGUAUUAAUUGAAUUGACAUCUCUAACCUGUCC
Messenger RNA from Aspergillus ruber CBS 135680, 556 nucleotides. RefSeq lists its product as uncharacterized. The transcript has 3 exons. Bases 1 to 345 code for a protein of 114 amino acids. NCBI's taxonomy places the organism in Eukaryota, Fungi, Ascomycota, Eurotiomycetes, Eurotiales, Aspergillaceae. The record is from RefSeq and is a predicted model, not a curated record.